GGGCUGCCCCUGAGGUCCCCGGCCGGGCCGGGGUCUGCCCCUCCCCCCGCGCUGCUCCCCUGUCACUGGGGGGGGGCCCUGCAGGCUGGUGCUGAGGCCCCGCCGCAGCCGAGUUAUCGCAGCUCCGCUGAGAAAUAAGCGCUGCUCGUUCCGGGCAAAAGGCUGGACAACAGGUGCCCUGGGUCCCCAUCCAGGCUCUCCCACUAGGAGACCGCGCUGCCCGGAAUACUCGGCGUCCACUUGUGUCCCCCAGGGAUAUUUGAGACGUUUUGGUGGGUUACGCAGAAAUGUACCAAAGUAGGUGGUGGGUUUAUGGGGGAAGAUUUAAAAUACGGAGGCUUUUCUCUCCUAGCUUCUAAUGAAAUGAUCUCGGGCUCUGAAAUGCAAACAGCAACAAUCUUUUGAAUUUCCUUCAGUUUUUCGUUAGGACUUUGAUCUCAAAUCAAGUCAGCUCCUCUAGCUGUGAUCUGGCCCACGGUGACUUUGAAGAUUUUGGAUCUUACAGUUGCCUGAACUCACGCCAACGGGGGGGGAGCGGGUAGGGCGUGGGUGGAAAAAUGCCCGACCGUGAAAGCUACAACAACGGCAGCAGCAGCGAUGAGGCAGGCACCAACUCAGACGACAUCUGCCGUGACUUCCUGCGCAACGUCUGCAAGCGAGGCAAGCGCUGUCGCUUCCGGCACCCUGACAUCAGCGAGGUCACUAACCUGGGCGUGCGCAAGAACGAGUUCAUUUUCUGCCAUGACUUCCAGAACAAGGAGUGCGUGCGUCUCAACUGCCGCUUCAUCCAUGGCACCAAAGAGGACGAGGACUAUUACAAGAAGACGGGAGAGCUGCCCCCACGCCUUCGCCAGAAGGUGGCCGCUGGGCUGGGCCUCUCCCCGGCAGACUUGCCUAACAGCAAGGAGGAGGUACCGAUAUGCCGGGACUUCCUAAAGGGCGACUGCCAGCGGGGAGCAAAGUGCAAAUUCCAGCACUUGCAGCGAGAGUACGAGUAUGACGCUCGGGUCAUCGCGGCCCGGGACCAGGGCAUUGCCACCACCGUGCGCCGCUACGACCCCUAUGAUGUCAUGUACGACCCUGACCGCUAUGACGACCAUGACCCGGUGCUGAAGAGGAGGCGCGUGGAUGGGCUGCACUUCGAAACCUACGAGUACAGCUUCACCAGCCCGCGCACAGUGGAGUACCGGCUCUUGGAGGAGGAGAACAUCAUGCUGCGCAAGCGCGUGGAGGACCUCAAGAAACAGGUCAACAACCUGCUGGCGACCAACGAGGUGCUGCUGGAGCAGAACGCCCAGUUCCGGAACCAGGCCAAAGUUAUGACUCUGAGCUCCACCGCCACAGCCACUGAGCAGACCCUGGCCCCGACCGUGGGCACCGUCACCAAUUAUAACCACAGUAUUGCCCAGACACACACCACACUCAGCAGCCAGGCCCUUCAGCCGCGCCCCGUCACCCAGCAGGAUUUGGUGGCUCCGGCUGGAGCCCAGGCAGCACCCCCUGCCAACGCAGCACCCCCUAUGAACCCUGAAAUCACCCCGCUCUCGGCUGGCUUGGGUCAGGACCCCCCACUCUCCAUGGCGCCGGGGGCGGUGUCAGUGGCGCCCGUGGCGGUUUCAAUAGCCCAGCAGCUGGGAGGUAUCACUAUGAGCCACGCCACCACACCCAUGGUGACGUACCCCAUUGCCUCGCAGAGCAUGAGGAUAACGGCCAUGCCACACUAACCGCCCCCCUAAAGGGCCUCAUGCACCGCUGUGGCUCCGUGCUGUUCGGAGCCGCCCACAGCAGGUGGAAGGGCUCCAUCGCCGGCGGGACUUGCUCGUUCCUUUGGGGAGACAGGAACCAAGAAGGAAGAAUCCAAAUGUGAACCAGAAAACCCUUGGAACCCUCUCUGUCGUUAGGGAGAGGUCUUUUAGGAGACGGGCUUUCCACCCUGCAGGCGAGUGACUUGGAUUUCCAUGAACCCAUAGCAACUGCGCAUGGUCUUCCACAAGGCAGCAGAAUUCAGGGGUGAAGGGCUUCAUUCCACAUGAUUCGAAGGGCACAGUAACCUCAGAGCCUGGGUGUGUCACUUGUAUCUUUGCCCGAAUACCCGCCCCUCUGUACCCACUGUGCUGGCCCCUCCAUAGCCCCGCGAGUUCAGGAAGUCAGUAUAUCGCCUGGCUGUGGCAGUAUCAUUUCACUGUCAGGACUCACCAGGAUAGAGGCUGCCCUCUUUCCCACCCUCCCCUCGGCCCCACCUGGUCCCCUGCUUUCUAGUAGAGAGAGUCCCGGCUUCCCGGGGCUCAGGCAGAAUGCGGGAAGUGAGACCCUGGGGACAGUGCCUCCCCCAGAGAUAGCAGAAAGGCCGGUUGUGUUCUUCAUACCGACCGACAGCCCUCUUUUAGGGAAUGACCAUGGUGUGGCUUUGCCUGGUGAUGAGCUGGUUAAAUCCCAAAUAGGCUUUGGGCUCCUGUACGUACUGAGUCCUGUUGCUUUAAAACUGGGCAACACAACCUAGGCUCUAGCCAGCCAUGUCUGGGGUGGCCCUGAGAGCAUCCCUGUUUCAGUCCAGGCUGCUUGUUCUCAGGACCAUCUGAACCCCAAAGGUGGAGCGGGGCCUCGCCAGUGCCAGCAGAUGCUGUUGCUGACUUGAUCAUAAAGCCCAGGGUUCAAAAUAAGCCCAGCUGCGCCCUCCAGUCUGAUGGGGGUGGGCCGCUAGUUAAAUAUGAAACUAAACAGCUCAGGUGAGGCUUGCAUUGUGCGUGAGGUAGCAGGUUGAAAUAAAAUCGUCAGUUGCUUUGUGAAUGGUCAGGGCUUCUCAGGGGCUGGCUCCCAAGGCAUGGCAGCUCGCUGAAAGGGGUCUCGGGCAGCAAUCCUGCCAGGCCCUUUGCCAUCCACCAGCUGCUUCUGUACCUGAGCCUCCCCAUCCCCCAAGACUUCCAUCUGCCUCUUGAGGCUAUUUUCUCCGUUCACCCCAUUCACACGUCCUCAGAGGAAACCUCCCUCCUUCUCUCUCUGGUUUUUUUUUGUUUUUGUUUGUUGGUUUCUAAAACCGAAGCUCACCCAUGGGUCUGGACUGGCUUUUGUGUCGUUAGGUCUGGUUUUGGUUGUUUUUUUGUUCUAAGGAGAAUGGAAAGAAAAGGAGAGCGCUUUACAGAGGGCGCUCCCACAGAUGCUGACCUUUGUAAGUCUAGCGUUUUAGUUCUGUGACUACAAUGUAAAGUUUGCAGCUAUUAAAAGAAAAAAUCUGCCGCCCCA
Pelodiscus sinensis (Chinese soft-shelled turtle) is the source of this 3240-nucleotide messenger RNA. NCBI's taxonomy places the organism in Eukaryota, Metazoa, Chordata, Testudines, Trionychidae. The record is from RefSeq and is a predicted model, not a curated record.